AUGAAUGCAAGUAUAUCUAUUCAGUGUGAAAAGUACUUCAGAAAUAAAUCACAGCUACUUGUGCACCAAAGAGUACAUGGAGGUGAAAACCCUUUUGAAUGCUCAGAGUGUGGAAACCGUUUCAGUGAGAGAGGGAAACUUCAGCUGCAUCUGACAAACCACACAGGGAAGAAACCUUUCAAAUGUUCAGCAUGCAGACAGAGAUUCAGUCGGAGAGGCCAUCUUCAACUUCAUCGAAGAACGCACACAGGGGAGAAGCCCUUUGAAUGCUCAGAGUGUGGAAACCGUUUCAGUGAGAGAGGGAAACUUCAGCUGCAUCUGACAAACCACACAGGGAAGAAACCUUUCAAAUGUUCAGCAUGCAGACAGAGAUUCAGUCGGAGAGGCCAUCUUCAACUUCAUCGAAGAACGCACACAGGGGAGAAGCCCUUUGAAUGCUCAGAGUGUGGAAACCGUUUCAGUGAGAGAGGGAAACUUCAGCUGCAUCUGACAAACCACACAGGGAAGAAACCUUUCAAAUGUUCAGCAUGCAGACAGAGAUUCAGUCGGAGAGGCCAUCUUCAACUUCAUCGAAGAACGCACACAGGGGAGAAGCCCUUUGAAUGCUCAGAGUGUGGAAACCGUUUCAGUGAGAGAGGGAAACUUCAGCUGCAUCUGACAAACCACACAGGGAAGAAACCUUUCAAAUGUUCACACCAAAGAGCCCACGCAGGGGAGAGACCUUUUGAAUGCUCAGAGUGUGGAAAGAGAUUCAGUGAUAGUGGCAAUCUUCAGAAGCACCAAAGAGCCCACGCAGGGGAGAGACCUUUUGAAUGCUCAGAGUGUGGAAAGAGAUUCAGUGAUAGUGGCAAUCUUCAGAAGCACCAAAGAGCCCACGCAGGGGAGAGACCUUUUGAAUGCUCAGAGUGUGGAAAGAGAUUCAGUGAUAGUGGCAAUCUUCAGAAGCACCAAAGAGCCCACGCAGGGGAGAGACCUUUUGAAUGCUCAGAGUGUGGAAAGAGAUUCAGUGAUAGUGGCAAUCUUCAGAAGCACCAAAGAGCCCACGCAGGGGAGAGACCUUUUGAAUGCUCAGAGUGUGGAAAGAGAUUCAGUGAUAGUGGCAAUCUUCAGAAGCACCAAAGAGCCCACGCAGGGGAGAGACCUUUUGAAUGCUCAGAGUGUGGAAAGAGAUUCAGUUAGAGUGGCCAUCUUCAAUUGCAUCAGAGAACCCACACGGAGGAGAAGCCUUUAGAAUGCUCAGAAUGCGGGAAGAGUUUCAGUGUGAGUAGCAGUCUUCAACGGCAUCAAAGAACCCACACAGAGGAGAAGCCUUUUUAAUGCUCAGAGUGCAUAAAGACAUUCAGGUGUGGAAAGAGAUUCAGUCAGAGUUGCCAUCUUCAACGGCAUCAGAGAACCCACACAGGUGAGAAACCUUUUGAAUGCUCAGAGUGCAGAAAGACAUUCAGUGACAGGGGCAAAGUUCAAUUGCAUCAGAGAACCCACACAGGGGAGAAGCCUUUAGAAUGUUCAGAGUGCAGAAAGACAUUCAGUGACAGGGGCAAAGUUCAAUUGCAUCAGAGAACCCACACAGGUGAGAAACCUUUUGAAUGCUCAGAGUGUGGAAAGCAAUUCAGUCAGGGUGGAACUCGUCACCGGCACCGAAGAACCCACACAGGGGAGAAACCUUUUGAAUGCUCAGAGUGUGGAAAGCAAUUCAGUCAGGGUGGAACUCGUCACCGGCACCGAAGAACCCACACAGGGGAGAAACCUUUUGAAUGCUCAGAUUGUGGUAAAAGAUUAAGUCACCGUAGCACUCUUCAGCUGCUUCGAAGAACCCACACAAGGGAAAAGCCUUUUGAAUGUUCAGAGUGUGGAAAGAGAUUCAGUCAGAGUGGCCAUCUUCAACAGCAUCAGAGGACCCACACAGGGGAGAAGCCCUUAGAAUGCUUAGAGUGCGGAAAGAGAUUCAGUGUGAGUGGCAGUCUUCAACUGCAUCAGAGAACCCACACAGGGGAGAAGCCUUUAGAAUGCUCAGAGUGCGGAAAGAGAUUCAGUGUGAGUGGCAGUCUUCAACUGCAUCAGAGAACCCACACAGGGGAGAAGCCUUUAGAAUGCUCAGAGUGCAGAAAGACAUUAAGUGUGAGUAGCAGUCUUCAAUGGCAUCAAAGAACCCACACAGGGGAGAAGCCUUUUGAA
This is a messenger RNA of Gekko japonicus, 2175 nucleotides long. It is a transcript of the gene ZNF91, whose product is annotated as zinc finger protein 91. The annotation marks the transcript as partial. The record is from RefSeq and is a predicted model, not a curated record. The transcript is spliced from 3 exons. Lineage: Eukaryota; Metazoa; Chordata; Lepidosauria; Squamata; Gekkonidae. Gene Ontology annotation, cellular component: nucleus. Gene Ontology annotation, molecular function: RNA polymerase II cis-regulatory region sequence-specific DNA binding; DNA-binding transcription factor activity, RNA polymerase II-specific. Gene Ontology annotation, biological process: regulation of transcription by RNA polymerase II.